Messenger RNA from Pangasianodon hypophthalmus (striped catfish), 2367 nucleotides. Its product is annotated as protein shisa-8. NCBI's taxonomy places the organism in Eukaryota, Metazoa, Chordata, Actinopteri, Siluriformes, Pangasiidae. Gene Ontology annotation, biological process: regulation of short-term neuronal synaptic plasticity; regulation of AMPA receptor activity. The coding region runs from base 390 to 1481 and encodes 363 amino acids. Gene Ontology annotation, cellular component: postsynaptic density; AMPA glutamate receptor complex; dendritic spine membrane. The transcript is spliced from 5 exons. The record is from RefSeq and is a predicted model, not a curated record.
CAUGUGAGAGUGCCGUCAUUCGUUUUUGAGCAGUGAACAAGAACACAGCAUCUCCGGAUGGAAGAAUCAACUCAUGAGUGAAGAGGAGAAAUAAAGCAAGAGAGCAAGGUCAACAGAGAAAACACAUACCUAUAACGAUAUAUCUAUAACCCAGUAUACAUAUAUCACUAUACAGUAUGUCUGUUUUCCACAAGCACCGGCUAAAGCAUAUGAAGUGAAAUGACAUUUGGACAUCUCUUUCUUAAUGUCACUCAUCAGAUUGGUCACUCAGAUGUUCCCAAACGGGCUCUGACCUCAUGUGACAUGUGGAUAAUGUGGAUUGCUUGGAUGAUCUAGAAUUUCAGCAACUGAUUGGAGAUCUGGAUAUCUGGACAUCUGCAGAUCUCAAGAUGAAGAUGAAAUUCUGCUUUAUUUUAAAUCUCAUCCUGCUCCUAGCCAUCACGUCAUCUUCUGAUUCAGCCAAUCAGACCGAGGUGACUGUGACAAUGGAGGAGGAAGCGGUGGAGUCAUCGGGCAGCCGUUGUUGGGGUUACUAUGAUGUGAUGGGCCAGUGGGACCCACCCUUUAACUGCAAUGCCGGCAUGUACCUGUUCUGCUGUGGAUCAUGCUAUUAUCGUUUCUGCUGCAAGUUCAAAGGUCACAGCCUGGAACAAACUAGUUGCUCCAAUUAUGACACACCUGCCUGGGCCAAUACAGGAAAACCUGCCAGUGGCAAUGAUGCCAACAAUGCUAAUGCCAACGCCAAUGCUAACACUAGCAAUGUGCCCAAGCCAGACCAGAUGCACAUGAUUGUGUAUGUGAUUUGUGGCACAGUGGCCAUCAUGAUGCUCGGAGGAAUCUUUGCCAAACUGGGUCUGGAGAGGAGCCGUGGAGGAACUGGGGAUACCAGCAACACUAGAACCCUAACAGAGCGACUGAAGCUGCCAGGUGAGGCAGAGUGCAUGGUCAGAGGGGCAGGGCAUCAUCCAGCCAGAUCUAAUGGAAUCUCUGGACGCUUGAUAAGAACUAAUAAUGAAGAUACAACAACCAGAGACUACUAUAGGAGUUUCCCAUUGAUGGACCAGACAUAUCGCCAGUCAUCACCUACGACUUUCCAACCCAUUGCUUUCCACUCCAAAGAAAAGCCAUUCCUCCUUCCAUCAGAAAUCCAUGUUCCUGUUGUUAACACCAUAACACCCUCCCUGAUCCCCAAGUCCAAGAACUCCAGAACCAACAACCAUCCACUCACCGCCAUCUCGGCCUUCCAAGCCUGGGAACCCAGUAAGAAUCCUGCUCAGCAUCAUGUCUCUCUCACAGGACAACCACAGCCAUCAAUGUCCCAGCCCAACAGUCGAGAUCACCCCUACUUAAACAAACUCCAGUUUAGAACAGAGACCCUGCCAGAGCUGUUCUAUCAGCCACUGGGGUACGGACGUUCCCCUCAGAUUCUUCCCAAACACAAGGGGCUUCACACAAACAGCAAGACAGAAGUGACUGUGUGAACAAGAGAAAGCAAGGGACAGAGCGAGAGGAGGAAAAAAUGUGGAGCAGGAGGAAAAAUGAGACAUUGGCAUUAGGAGCAUCAUAGCUUGGAAUAGGAGUUUAACAAGAUGCAAUACAAUAACCAUUUUUACUCACUGCCAAAUGAGUACAAAAUAUUAAAGUAUUUCGGUAAACAUUUUUUGGCAUUUCCUGUUUGUUAUGAAGAGCAUUACAUAACAAAGAGAAUGGAUCUUGCUCAGUCAGUGGUGAUUCUUGAUCAAAUCUGGGCCUUCUUCUUUACUCAGAUUUCCACUCUGUCACUCAGCUGUCUUAUCCAGUAAAUGAAAUGUGGUGAGAAUUAUGAUCACAGUGGCAAAGCUUCACAGUGUCCCACAAUUCCUGACACAUGCCUGGAACUUUGCUGUCAACUCUCAUUAACCUCCAACUAACACUCUGAGAGGAAUCAUACAAGCAGAUCAAAAAGCUAACACCAGACCAAUGCCAGAAAGUGUUAUUUUAUCACAGAGAUGUAAAGCACUUUCAGAGACGGAGUUCACACCACUAACAAAAUCUUUACUCAUCAUUCAGGCAGUUGUGCUUUUACGUUUGAUUUGUUUGUCAUCUUUAUUUUAACGUCAGGGUUGAUGUUGUUUGGAUUAUUUGUGUGAGUUUCCUAGAAAUUUGACAGAAUUGGAUUAGGAGUGUGAAAAGUAACUAAGAGCAAAUUAGAAGAGAGUCUUCUUCUUCUAACAUUGAUUGGGUAAUAUUUGUCCAUGGAAAGCAUUCAAAUGCAGACUGCUGCAGUUAACAAAAAGAAUCAAACAUUCUCAAACAUGCUGAAAAAAAAAACCCAGACCAUUUAACACACUAAAACCUAACAAAGGAAAAGCAUCUAGCAUCUAACAA